This is a messenger RNA of Exophiala xenobiotica, 3177 nucleotides long. RefSeq lists its product as uncharacterized. Bases 1 to 3177 code for a protein of 1058 amino acids. Gene Ontology annotation, biological process: protein stabilization; telomere maintenance via telomerase. The record is from RefSeq and is a predicted model, not a curated record. Lineage: Eukaryota; Fungi; Ascomycota; Eurotiomycetes; Chaetothyriales; Herpotrichiellaceae. The transcript is spliced from 4 exons. Gene Ontology annotation, molecular function: telomeric repeat DNA binding; Hsp90 protein binding. Gene Ontology annotation, cellular component: cytosol.
AUGGAAGGGCUCAUAAAACCCGUCAAGACCACCCGCAAGGUCCAGAACAAUAUCAACAGAUUCGAGAAUCUAUCACUGAAAGACACAUCUUCGUCGAGGCCGGCUAGCUCCAAAUCCAAAGUCUCCAUCCUUGACCUGAGCCCGGUAGAUAGUGACCCAGCAAGUGAUCAAUUCAGUCUUCGUCCCUCGGUCGAUUCGUCUCAUACUUCAGUCUCGGUUCAAUCGAGCCAUAAAGAGCACAAGCGACUUGAUUCCACAGCAUUCCUUCAAAAGUCUUAUCUGGAACAGAGUUCUCCAGCGUCGUUGCCGGACGAUGCUCGCGAGAUACUCAAAAGCCAGCCUGACAACGAAGCCUUGAUUGCAGUGCUGCAAUACCUUCAGUAUGGCACUGAAGGCAAACAUGAUUUUAACGUGCGGCUACCCAGCCCAAAGGCUUCGCAGAUCAUCAACAUUCUUGUCACUGUCACCAUCCCAGACCAAUGGCUGCACUUGAAGGUCCAUAAGCUAUCGAAACAGGAAAUGCAAGUCAAGAAAUUGCUGCUUGGCUGUUUGAAGAGUGUGGCAGGGAUUGGUGCGCUGUUGAUGCAAAUCAGGCAACUGUCGGUCACGAAUUCGGACAAAACAGAUCAUCUGCUCAAAGAUGCGAUCUCUGUUGUCUCAUUACUCCUCACUGGGAACGAGACACUCAAGUAUUUUCUCGCUGACACCAACAAGCUAUUCAACAGUGACAUACAGCGACGCGUGUAUUGGCAAGAAGUGCUAUCUCUUUUGGCAGGCAGCAAAGUCCUUUCAACCAUGGCUCAAGCGUUGACAAGCAUCCAACAGUCUGAUGACAAGGAAGCUAUACCAUUAUGGCUUGGCGACGGAUCAGAGUAUUCGAGAUGGCUUGCGAGAAAUCUAUCAACUGCUGCCAUCAUCUCAUCUUCAGGAGGAGGUCCGGAGAGUUCUCAAAUCAAUAUGCUUUCACAGGUAUUGAAACGCGGCUUGAGCCUGGGGUAUCGUGAUGCUUUGGUAACCGAGCUUUAUACAUCACUGCUUCUGGGUGAGCACGCACUGUGGACUGUAAUGCACGUGCUACUUCAGAGUCUACCCUCUUAUGAUCAGAGCGCGGUUUUCGACACAAUACUCCGUGACCUGGCACGAAGAUUUCUCCACAACAACCUCGACGUUGAGGACCGAGAGACCUUGUCGUUGAGCGUUCCCGCCGUUGGUGGCGUGGCAGCCAUGGUCAGAGGCCUAGUACAGAGCAACAAAGUUCUGCAAGCUCACCUUACUCACUGGUUAACGAGUACGAAUGGGGAAUACGCCGGGCUUGGACUUGGCGUUCGAAGAGCUGUCACAGCCACUCUGUCGUCAGAUCAAGACAAGCUACAAGUCACCCUUGAGAAGAGUUUGGAAGCCUUUGGGAACAAGCUGCAGAUGCAGCAUGAUCCGAUCCUGCAACAGGAGGCAAUCGCUCAAACUAUACUCCUAGCCAUCGGUCACCUCGAUCGCUUGAGCCAUGAAUCAAUCAAGCAAAUAUCAAGUUCAAGUCCCUUUAUCCGGAUGGUCUCCAGCAGGCUUUCCGCAUCUGUGCCACGUGCCCGAUUUCUUGGAAUGGUAGUUGCGUCUGCCAUGUCUAGGCUGGUCGACAAGCCCGGCCAGACCAUCAAUUUUGCGAUAGAAGAAAUGGAGGGAGAAGAAGCCCAACAAUGGCUCGAUCUGCCCACUGUCCAGGACAAAGUCGGAUCUUUGGACGAUCUGGCAAAAACGAUGGCGAUCCAGCCGCGGCCGGCGACACAAAGACCCUCAAAGUCAGCUCGUAGGCGACCGGUGUCAGCCACUCCUCCGUCUCACAGUGCAAAGCUCAUCGCCAUCGAGGAGCUCUCGGCAUCGGAAAAUUCCUCCAAUGAUGAAGACGAUCCCGAGUUACGUCCAUAUGCGCGUCCCGACAGUGAUUCUUUUGAUUCUGAGGAUGACCCUACUCUCAUAAACCGAAACAAACCAACUGUACCGGUCUACAUCACUUCUCUCAUAAAGCUGCUCAACGUCACAGAUGAUCCAUCAACAGUUAAACUCGCCCUGGAGACUGCACCGUCACUGAUAAGACGAAAGGCUGGAUUUGGUGACGAAUUGGCCUCAAACCUUCUGCCUUUAGCAUCAUCUCUCCUGAAUUUGCAAGAAGGAAUGUCACAGCAAGAGUUUCAACAGCUGCGAUUGGAUGCAUUGAUCGCAUUGUUUGUCUCGAAACCCAGUGUCAUGGGUCCCUGGACUGCCAGUGUGUAUUUCGAAACGGACCUUUCUCUGUCUCAACGGGCUGCACUGUUGACCCUGUUGGCCUUGGGUGCCAGAGAAAUAGCUGGGAUUGACGAUGGCCUCGGAAAGGCGGCAACACAGUUCCCCUCAAGCCGCCUCCCUCCUCACCUGGAGUCCAUCUACGCUUCAGAGCAAUCGCCCGUAAAUACGAUCUCGACGACGCUGUCCCACCGCACUCUUCAGCCAAUGGCUCUCUCGGCCGCCGACAAGCUGUCUGGGCCGGACAUCCUCAAAGUUCGAACGUUCUCAUCGCGCAUGGCUGUGGCAGCGAAAGAAGCCGCGAAAUCCGAAGCUCGCUCCAAGCGCGUUCCCAAAGAUUUGCACAAACUACUGUCGGAGUCAAUAUACCUGCCACUCUGUUCAAGAUUGACUCUACUUCUAUCCUCGCAAGCCAGCUCCCCUUACCUCGUCAAUUCGACACUUUUGCACGCUUCAUUAGUAAAGCUAAGCAUCCAGACGCUCAUCGUUCUCGUUUCCACCUUGGGGCCGAAUGCGUUUCAGAUGGCGACUGUAACACGCGAAAGCCUUCUGCUGCUCCUAGCGAUACACGCCAUCCCUACUCUUGCGCACGAUCCGAUUAUUCUCCCUGCGAUCUUGCACUUGCUCCUAACGCUACUCGAGUUGAAUAUGGAAGCCGGCUCAACGGCAGAAGAACGUCUGGUCACAGAUUUUGGUCCUAUGAUUGCUGAGCUCGUCUCUUGGGCUGCCGGUCUUGGGGAGCGAGUAUCGAUACCAGAGGUUCAUGGAGAGGAGGGUUUAGGCAUGGCGACGCCCUGGCCAGUUCUCGUGGCAGGGGUCCAGGUAAAGUGGCAAGAGGUCGGAAGAAAAUUCCAGGGGCGCAUGCUCGGACUUAUGGCGACUACAGAUUUUGACUCAUUCUGA